Molecule: messenger RNA, 6518 nt
Organism: Sinocyclocheilus grahami
Lineage: Eukaryota; Metazoa; Chordata; Actinopteri; Cypriniformes; Cyprinidae
Product: protein SOGA1-like
Exons: 15
Coding region: 203-6238 (2011 amino acids)
Biological process (GO): regulation of autophagy
Source: RefSeq, a predicted model, not a curated record
GUACAGUACAUAGGCCUAUAUUCACUCAAGCACUAGACUAACGGCUUUACCCGGAUUUAGCUUAACUUUACCUCAUCUCACACAAACUCCAGAGAGGAUUCUGCUGGAAUCGUUCAUCUCAUUACUGGCUAUUAAUCGUCUUUGUUUGUAAAAACAAUGCAAGGUAAAUAAGAGGAAAUUAUCAUCUUUGAACGCCAACACAAUGACAAAGACAAAAGUUGAGGCAAAUCCUGAGUCUAAUGCACGCUCAUCCCAUCACGGACGGGACGGGCAGGAUAAAGCCUGCGGGGACGCGAGCAGCCAGCAGCCGUCAAGACAAACCCCCCGGCAUCAUGUGCAACACAUGACGUCAAAACAACCCCAGGCGAACGCUUCGUCUAAAAUCAUCCCAGCAGCCUCACAGAGCAAAACCAACGAGGUUCACUCUAAGAAACCAAAGCGUGGAGCAUCUGUCACGCCAAACAUCCACGCAGGGAAAAAGGAGAUGAGACCAGAGUCGAGAAAACGCUCCGAUAGCAAUCGCAGUAAAUCGUGCGAGAGGAGAAAGCUGUCGGAUGGCAGCAUCACGUCUGAUGACCUGAGUAAAGACUCGGGCUGUGCUACCGGGAAACUGUCUUCCACCGACAGCAGCUCUGAGAUCUCGGACGCAUCUGAGGAGCAUAAGCAGUCACAGCAUGGUGAAGUCUGUCACAGAGGUACAGACGAAGAGAUGAUGGACGAUUCAGCUGAGCAAAUAUUAUCAGAACACAGAGUAGAAGAUGGUGUGAUUAAUGCCACCCUGUCUCCAGGGUUUGGCUUCGGAGAGGGAAGCAUCUCUCCUGGAGACCAGCGGUCCUACGUUUCUCUGGACAGUCGCUUGAACUUGAGCGCGUCUGUGGCAUUUUCGGAUCUGACUGGAGACUUUGCUGAUGGGGUGCAUGAGGAUCUGCUGAGAGAGAUUGACGACCUAAGAUCAGAAAAUGAAUAUUUGAAGGACGAAAUGGAGGAGCUCCGCUCGGAGAUGCUGGAGAUGAGGGACAUGUACAUGGAGGAGGAUGUUUACCAGCUGCAGGAACUCCGACAGCAGCUGGAACAGGCCAACAAGGCCUGUCGCAUCCUCCAGUACCGACUUAGGAAAGCAGAAAGACGCAGCCUGCGUGUAGCCCAGACGGGACAGGUGGACGGAGAGCUUAUCAGGACACUUGAACAUGAUAUUAGGGUGGCAAAAAGCGUGUCCCUUCGCCUACACAGCGAACUUGAGGCCAUUCAAAAGAAAAAUUCAAGGCUGGAAUGGGAAAAUGAGGAGUUACGUGAACGGCUGCAAGAUCUGGAGGUGGCAAAGCAGGUCCUACAGGCUGAGAUGGACAAAUCACAGAAUUCUUUAAAGAGACGAAGUUUGAGAUCAACAUCCAGCAAGAGUGAAAAGAAGCUCUCUUCACAGGAUGACAGUACUGAUUUGAAAUGCCAGCUCCACUUUGCCAAAGAAGAGUCUGCGCUCAUGUGCAAGAAACUAACUAAGAUUGCCCUGGAGAGUGAGGCGAUGCGGGAGGAGCUCGCCAAAUACCGUCUGCUUUAUGGUGAGGUGGAUGAAACCCAGGCUGCAGCGGGCGCCACUAACUCCGCCCACACCCGAGAAGCAGAGGUCAAAGUUCACUUGCGGCUGGUGGAGGAAGAAGCCACGCUGCUGAGUCGUCGAAUAGUGGAGCUAGAGGUAGAGAACCGUGGGUUGCGAGCAGAGAUGAGUGAACUGCGUGAACGAGGAGGAGGAAGCCUGGAAGAAGAGGAGACGAUGAAGGGGGCCAGUGAAGGAUUAGCAGUGCCUCUCCAAACUGGGGAACAGGGGGAGAUGCUUAGAGGUGGAUGUCUGGAUGGGAAAGAGAAUGGAGAUGCAACGACUACCCACAAUAAUAUGCAGGAGAACCAGAUGCAUGUAGAGGAGGUUCAUGCUUCUAUCAGCCACAUGCACAGAGAAGGGCCGAUUGGUGGGGAACAGGAGCUUUCUGCAGAAACUAAAGCGGAAGACGGACAAGCUCAGUGUAUGUCAGACUGCACAUUUGGAGUGAAAGAUCUAGAGAGUCUUCUUGCCAUCCAUGACCAGGCGCUGCUUGUCAGAUCGACUAUCCAGCUCCUAAUAACCCCAGCAAAAAAUGGCCUCUCACCUACAUGUACCCAUAACACUCCUGCUGGUGCUCCCUACUUAGGCAAAUCUGCAGUAGAUCCUCAGUGCAAAACACAUCAGUGGCUUUUAGACCCCAUGCUGAGUCCCUUGACCAAUGGAUUAGAGGUGUUACAAGCACAACUGCAUGCUCUUGUCAAAAAGUUGGAGGUGCUGUCAAACUCCAAUUCAGAGCGCCCUGGGCCUGUUACAGAGAAGAAUAUGUUGCGUUUUGACGAAGAUUUAAUUGAAAUGAAAGAGGACUCAAAGAAUCAAGCAAGUCGCAAACUUCCAUGUGAAGAAAAUGUUGGAAAUCAUUGUAACCAGGACAGCUUAGUGCUGCUCAAUCUGCAGCUCCAAUGGUUCAUCCAGCAGUGGAGGCAGGGAGAGAGACCCACAGCUGAUGGAAAGAGCCUGUUUGAGAUGUAUUGUCAGAAUGAUCAUCAUCUGCUUAAGGACACAGAGUCAAAAGCAUGCGAGUAUAAUCUUCAACAGAAGUGCAACAGUCAGGUAAGCAGUGCCCUGCUGUCAGACCUCAGGACAGCACUGUCGGAUCUGUUUUCUGAACUUAUGGAGCAGCACAGGGCAGCCCAGUUUGUCAUCCGGCAGUUUGCUAAAGCCAAAGCAGCGUGGGCCGUGGAAUGUGCAGAGCUCAAGAGCCUCAUAAGCAGGCUGGAUGGUUCAGCUGGGAAGGCAGGAGUAAAGGGUCCAUCAGACCUGAAUGCGGCUUUGCAGAAGGACCAUAUUGAGAAGCUUCAGCACCUGUUAGCAGAGUCCUACACUGCAGUGAUGGACCUGACAAGACAGCUGAAGGUCCGUGAAAGCAGCUGGAGCUCUGAGCAGCAGGAACUGCUAGAACACCUGAACCAUGUGCGUCUAGAGUGCGAAGGGUUGAAGACAGCUAAGCAAAAUAAAAAAAUGCAGUGCCAGCUCCACUUUGCCAAAGAGGAGUCUGCGCUCAUGUGCAAGAAGCUAACAAAGAUGGCUCUGGAGAGCGAGGCGAUGCGGGAGGAGCUCGCCAAAUACCGUCUGCUUUAUGGUGAGGUGGAUGAAACCCAGGCUGCAGCGGGCACCACUAACUCCGCCCACACCCGAGAAGCAGAGGUCAAAGUUCACUUGCGGCUGGUGGAGGAAGAAGCCACGCUGCUGAGUCGUCGAAUAGUGGAGCUAGAGGUAGAGAACCGUGGGUUGCGAGCAGAGAUGAGUGAACUGCGUGAACGAGGAGGAGGAAGCCUGGAAGAAGAGGAGACGAUGAAGGGGGCCAGUGAAGGAUUAGCAGUGCCUCUCCAAACUGGGGAACAGGGGGAGAUGCUUAGAGGUGGAUGUCUGGAUGGGAAAGAGAAUGGAGAUGCAACGACUACCCACAAUAAUAUGCAGGAGAACCAGAUGCAUGUAGAGGAGGUUCAUGCUUCUAUCAGCCACAUGCACAGAGAAGGGCCGAUUGGUGGGGAACAGGAGCUUUCUGCAGAAACUAAAGCGGAAGACGGACAAGCUCAGUGUAUGUCAGACUGCACAUUUGGAGUGAAAGAUCUAGAGAGUCUUCUUGCCAUCCAUGACCAGGCGCUGCUUGUCAGAUCGACUAUCCAGCUCCUAAUAACCCCAGCAAAAAAUGGCCUCUCACCUACAUGUACCCAUAACACUCCUGCUGGUGCUCCCUACUUAGGCAAAUCUGCAGUAGAUCCUCAGUGCAAAACACAUCAGUGGCUUUUAGACCCCAUGCUGAGUCCCUUGACCAAUGGAUUAGAGGUGUUACAAGCACAACUGCAUGCUCUUGUCAAAAAGUUGGAGGUGCUGUCAAACUCCAAUUCAGAGCGCCCUGGGCCUGUUACAGAGAAGAAUAUGUUGCGUUUUGACGAAGAUUUAAUUGAAAUGAAAGAGGACUCAAAGAAUCAAGCAAGUCGCAAACUUCCAUGUGAAGAAAAUGUUGGAAAUCAUUGUAACCAGGACAGCUUAGUGCUGCUCAAUCUGCAGCUCCAAUGGUUCAUCCAGCAGUGGAGGCAGGGAGAGAGACCCACAGCUGAUGGAAAGAGCCUGUUUGAGAUGUAUUGUCAGAAUGAUCAUCAUCUGCUUAAGGACACAGAGUCAAAAGCAUGCGAGUAUAAUCUUCAACAGAAGUGCAACAGUCAGGUAAGCAGUGCCCUGCUGUCAGACCUCAGGACAGCACUGUCGGAUCUGUUUUCUGAACUUAUGGAGCAGCACAGGGCAGCCCAGUUUGUCAUCCGGCAGUUUGCUAAAGCCAAAGCAGCGUGGGCCGUGGAAUGUGCAGAGCUCAAGAGCCUCAUAAGCAGGCUGGAUGGUUCAGCUGGGAAGGCAGGAGUAAAGGGUCCAUCAGACCUGAAUGCGGCUUUGCAGAAGGACCAUAUUGAGAAGCUUCAGCACCUGUUAGCAGAGUCCUACACUGCAGUGAUGGACCUGACAAGACAGCUGAAGGUCCGUGAAAGCAGCUGGAGCUCUGAGCAGCAGGAACUGCUAGAACACCUGAACCAUGUGCGUCUAGAGUGCGAAGGGUUGAAGACAGCUAAGCAAAAUAAAAAAAUGCAGUCCCCCAGAUACAAGAUGUUGACCAAAGAUGCAAAAAUGGAGAGGAUGCCUCUCAAAACUGGCAUGGCAAAACCCAACAAGAACUGGAAGUACCUCAGUCGAGAAGCUGCCGUUCUGGACAGAGAAGACCCCUGCAAGACUUGGGACUCUCCUAUCAUGCCUCCCAGUUUCCUUGGUCUGACCUUAAACCAGGAGCUGACCCAGAGAAGCCACACUGCUCCAGAGAGAACCAGCAUUCGUAUAUAUUACAGCCCACCAUCAGCAAAAAGGAUCCAAAUGAGCUCUCCGAUAGCAGCAGAGGAGGAAGCGCUUAAGGAGAGCCAGGAACCACAUUUCAAUGCUGUUUCCUGUGGCCUUGUAAACCAAGACUGGGCCGCUGCAUAUGAAAACUGGCUGGGUAGCCUGCCGUUUGACUGCCAAAGUUUGAUGGAGAGAGAUUCGAAGGCUGUCAUCAGUUCUACAUCCUCCUCUGGUCUUCAGACCUCCAGUAUGACAUCCCCUUCACGCUUGGCUUUCAAUAACUUGGACGUCUCAGCCAACCUGAGUGAUGACAUGAAGGAAAUCACAGCCAGUGUGCUGCAAACCUCCCAAUCCAGCCCUCUGGAGAGGAAAAGAGCAAAGGAUUUUGGGAGCAGUAUGGUAAGUGUUGUGAGUAUAGGAACGCAAACUCAAUCCCAACCACAGGUGACCACAGUUGGGCUACAAACCGAUGGUCCUCGAUGUCUUCAUGCUGCGAAGCACUGGUCGCCCCGAGUGACCUCAUUUGUAUCUUCAAGAACCCCGCAGACAUCAGUGUCACUGGAAAGGGUCCCUGGUCCAGCAGAUCGGUUUCAACCACAGACCACCUCGCCAAAAAUACAACGCAGACACUCUGCAUCCUCUCCGUUUUCCUCUAAGUCUUCCUCUUCCACAUCCCCCUCAUCCUCUUCCUCUUUCACCACAUCCUCUUUGUCCCCCUCCUCAUCUCCGAGCGCCUCCUCCAGGCUAGAUUAUGGAGCAAAAGAGCGUGGUUUGUGGGCUCUGCCGCAACGUGCUUCGACACCUAGCAGGCCGAGUUCAGUAUCAGUGCAGGGCAGCGAUAAACAUGGUGGCCGUAAAAAUGUAGGCGUUCACAAAUAUGGUCUGGUCCAUGAGUUUCUGCGCAAUGUCUGUGGUCGAGGAGAAAAGACCAACCCGGAGAUGGAGAAAGCGCCAGCAGCUCGUAGGGAUCACAUCGGUCUGGUGGGUUCAAAGAAAUCCGAGCAUCCCCCAUCUCGUAUACCAGCAGUGCCACUGGUCAGAAACGACAGCAUCACCAAAAUUGUGAACCGCAGAUUUAUGAAACAAAGCCAAAAAGAGGAGACGGUGUGUCAGAGCCAGAUCCAAACUCAGCGCCAAAUCGACAGGGGUUCAGUCAGAAAGAACAAGGGCUUGGAGGAUGGAGCCUGUGACUGCAGCUCACGCGCUUUGACAUCCUGUUUUGCUCGACCCUCACAAAAAAACCUCCGGCACAUUCACAGUCAAAACAAGCCCCGCCCACACGAACACCCCCUAUCCCGUGGUAAAGGUGAUUCUCUUCCUUAAUGGGACUGACACCAUGACACUUCUGGGAUCUACAGGCUUGCAUGGACAGAUUUCUUCAGAACUGGAAUGCCCAUCAUUCAUACAUUUCUACAUAUUCCCCACACCUUUUGUGUUUGGCUAAAUUGAUUAUGCCUUCAGUUCCAUUUUAGCGUGUUAUAAUCCAUUCCAAAAUCUUUCACUCAAAAUCAGCGUAAAAAACAUGAAAAAGGUUUGCAGAUGCCUUCUGGGACUGGGGUUAGGGAAAUGUCUCCAGGCUAAGUUACUGGCUUUAAUAUUUGUU